UGGUGCAGUGAAAGUGUUUUUUUUUUCUUUUCUCUCAAUGUGUGAUGGAGUCUGGUUUUCAUGCUGUUAUUCUGUUUUCCUCCCUUGCAGUAUAUUCCUCUCACUCUGGCUUCACAGACUGGGAAGAUGUUGUGGUGGUUAAGGAGGGCAUGCCUGCCACCUUGGGCUGCACUGAUACAACAGUGAGGGGUGCUGUGGCCAUUAACUGGAUGGCGAAGUCACUUGGUGCGGAUGAAUGGAAACUGGUUCUCUCAGCCAGCGAGAUGGGAGAGUUCUCUGGUGGUGCCUCAAAGCCAUCCAUGCGAUUGACUGACCCUAACUUUCGAGACACCGGGGUUUUCACUCUGUUCUUUCUUCCCAGAAGAGAGGAUGGCGGCCUUUACUCAUGCUUGAUAAAGCAACAAGAGAGGAAACUGCGGGAGAGGAUUAUCCUCUUGGCUAUCCUUACAGUCACUGUUUUCCCCGCUGCACCUAUUCCUCAGCGUAGCACCCUGCGGCUUAUUGCCAGUGUUAAUCCCAUUGACGCCGCCACCAAGAUUACCUGGGCAGCACCUGGCAGCAUUUCCAUUAAGAGCGAGAAAAUACUAAAUACAGGCACAGUGGCCAAACUGCCACAGGUCCUGUACAGUGACCACGGGCCCUAUAUCUGCAUGGUUCACCCGUCGGGUAACAGCAGCAACAUGCUUUUCGCCUUCAACGUGGACGUGAUUGUUGACGCUGACAAUGUGGCCUCAUUCACCGAUAUAACACAUGAGAGAGAGAUCUCCACCGCCACUCAAGCUCAGACACCCCACCCCGUGAUCUGUCCUAAUAUCCCGGGGGACUACGUCCAGCUGUACUGGCAACCUCCAGACGGCAAGCACAGGGAGAUGAGACAUGUGUUUGAGUACGACCGUUGGAGGGGUUCCACGUUGUCGACUGAGCACAGCAAGAAACUCAAGCUUGCCGGCCCACCCUACAACGCAGAGACUGGGAGCUUCUCCUUUCUGCUCACCCCCGGGUUGAGAGAUGGCGGCCUCUACAUCUGUAACGUGAUUCUCAAUGACAACUGCAUCUCCCAGAGCACUCGAAUCAGCGUGCUGAAAGUUAAAACCAGCCGUCCCUCCUCAAAGCUGGAAUUGGAGUGCUUGUACUCAGAGACGUCCCAGGUCCAAAGUGUGUCUUGGAAACACCAGAAUAAAAGCCAGAAGCUGAGGAUGUCCACCAAAGGCCCUGGCCACAUCGUGACCGUUCUGCCCUUACCCAUCACCUCUGACACAGCUGGGAACUACACCUGCACCCUGCAGCUGAAAAAUGGGCAGACCGUCCGGGGUAUGCAAGUUGUCACACUGCCCCAAACAGUUGUGAUAGAUGAAAGAGAGCCCACCCCCUCCCUGCUCCCUUCUCUCUCUGCUUUAUUACUCCUGGUGCCCCUGGUUGCUGCGGCUGUCGGUGUGUUGCUAUGGAGACAGAAACACAUUUCUGAUCGCGGUAUUGAGCAGUCUCUGUCUGUCCACCCGAGUGAUGCUGAGAACAUCUAUGAGAAUCCUGAGGAUAUGAGACAGACUCCUCCCCAGGGCUCAGUGUACAUGGAUUUGAAGCCAAGAGGAGAGGAUGAUGUCUAUAAGGAACUGGAGCGAUACUAACAGUGUCAGAGCUGAUCACCUACCCACAUCUCAUCCUCAUCCAGCUGUCACAUCCGUUCAGUUCCCAGCUGCAGCAGAAGGCCUUUAUAAACAAAAGUAACAACUGAAUGUCAGAGUUGGGAUUUGAAGAAAAACUUCAAUGCUUCAGGGAAAUGCAACUCAAUUGUUUGAAUGUUUUUUUGUAUUCUAAGCUAUUGCUCUUUAGAAGUACUUUAUUACUGAUUUGCUUUGAUGGCUGCACAUAGAGCAAGAGGGGAAAGAUUUCCACAUAAAAAUCUAAAAUGUUUACUAAAUGUGUGGAAGUUAAAGCAACUACAAGGUGCUUUCAUCGUGUGUUGACUUUGGUGGUCCCUGAGGAGAAAAAGCGGUAGUGUUUCCAUUAGCACCGCCACCUUGUGUUGUGAAGUUCUUGAUCUUGAUAUGCAUGCACAUGUUGCGGAAGCAAGAGAAAGAAAGGUACAACUUGUUUUUGUUGUUGUUAAUG
Messenger RNA from Centropristis striata (black sea bass), 2109 nucleotides. RefSeq names its product g6f-like (gene g6fl). Gene Ontology annotation, molecular function: protein tyrosine kinase binding; MHC class II protein binding. NCBI's taxonomy places the organism in Eukaryota, Metazoa, Chordata, Actinopteri, Perciformes, Serranidae. Gene Ontology annotation, biological process: T cell activation; positive regulation of ERK1 and ERK2 cascade; interleukin-15-mediated signaling pathway. Bases 45 to 1625 code for a protein of 526 amino acids. The record is from RefSeq and is a predicted model, not a curated record. Gene Ontology annotation, cellular component: external side of plasma membrane; membrane raft. The transcript has 11 exons.